Larimichthys crocea (large yellow croaker) is the source of this 1339-nucleotide messenger RNA. RefSeq names its product alcohol dehydrogenase class-3 chain L. The record is from RefSeq and is a predicted model, not a curated record. Gene Ontology annotation, molecular function: S-(hydroxymethyl)glutathione dehydrogenase [NAD(P)+] activity; alcohol dehydrogenase (NAD+) activity; zinc ion binding. Bases 129 to 1259 code for a protein of 376 amino acids. The transcript is spliced from 9 exons. Gene Ontology annotation, cellular component: cytosol. Gene Ontology annotation, biological process: formaldehyde catabolic process. Lineage: Eukaryota; Metazoa; Chordata; Actinopteri; Sciaenidae.
UGUGAGAGCAACAGAAAGUGUUUGGACACGGCCCACAGAGGAACAAAGGCCCUUCUUUGUGAUUGGUCGAAACUCUGAUAAACACUCUGCACUCCACCCUAACCUUGAGAGUACAGCUCUGAAACAUCAUGGCAACUGCAGGGAAGGUGAUCCGGUGCAAAGCUGCCGUAGCAUGGGAGGCUGGGAAACCUCUCGUGAUGGAGGAGGUGGAGGUGGCACCUCCUAAAGGUGGGGAAGUACGCCUCAAGAUUGUGGCCACAGGGAUCUGUCACACCGACUCCUACACACUAAGUGGCUCCGACCCUGAGGGAGUUUUCCCCGUAGUGCUGGGUCACGAGGGAGCUGGCAUCGUUGAGAGUGUCGGCGAGGGAGUCACUAAAUUUCAGCCAGGGGACACGGUCAUACCUUUGUAUAUCCCACAGUGUGGAGAGUGCAAAUUCUGUAAGAAUCCCAAAACCAACUUGUGUCAAAAGAUCAGGCUCACUCAGGGCAAAGGCUUGAUGCCAGAUGGGACGACCCGUUUCUCUUGCAAAGGGAAGAGCCUCUUCCAUUUCAUGGGUUGUAGCACAUUCUCUGAGUACACCGUGGUGGCUGAGAUCUCCCUGGCCAAAGUGGACCACAAGGCCCCUCUGGACAAGGUGUGUCUGCUGGGCUGUGGCAUCACCACUGGUUAUGGAGCUGCUCUAAACACUGCCAAGGUGGAGGCAGGCUCAACCUGUGCAGUGUUUGGCCUGGGAGCGCUGGGCCUUGCAGCAAUCAUGGGCUGUAAAGCAGCUGGGGCAGCCAGGAUUAUUGGAGUCGAUCUCAAUCCUGACAAGUUUAAAACCGCCCGAGAGUUCGGUGCCACAGAUGUGGUGAACCCGAAGGACCACAGCAAGCCAAUCCAAGAGGUCCUGGUAGAGAUGACAGAUGGCGGCGUGGACUACUCCUUUGAAUGUGUGGGCAACGUGGCAAUCAUGAGGGCAGCACUGGAGGCCUGCCAUAAAGGAUGGGGUACCAGCGUCAUCAUCGGGGUGGCAGCAGCCGGAAAAGAGAUCUCCACCCGGCCCUUCCAGCUGGUGACCGGACGCACCUGGAAAGGCACUGCUUUUGGAGGAUACAAGAGUGUCGCCAGUGUUCCCAAACUGGUGGAGGACUACAUGAACAAGAAGCUCAAAGUGGAUGAAUUUGUGACUCACACUCUGCCCUUUGAAAAGAUCACUGAUGGUUUUGAUCUCAUGCAUGCUGGGAAAUGCAUUCGUGUUGUGCUACAGUUCUAGAUGCAGAGGAACACAGGAAAACCAGGAUCUCACUCCAUGUUUAUCCUUCUCAGUUCAAUAAAUAAUCUUUCAAUUCCCUG